AUGCUCAAACCUCAGAGUAGUAUAUCUUCAUUUACUAUACAGCAAUAUCCCUCAUCCCCUGAGGGAUCAUUGGCGCACACAUUUAGAUGCGAAACCAGAAUCGCCAAUAUCAGCUAUCAGAUUAGGUCUCUGUCAAACUUCGUCUCUGCAUCCAAAGAUCUACUGGACUUUGCAACUCUCGCUUCGAACUUUUCAAUAUAUCAGAACCAGUUGGCUCGAAAAACUCUCGAGUCCGCUGGGAUUGUUUUAUUUCUAUGGGCAUCAUGUCCAGCUAAACUUACAGACCACAAAGCUUCUUACAUAGAACUUCUAAGAAUGCUUCGAGCCAACCAAGGCCACGUAGAUACCGAAUCACAAAGGCGUGUACGAGUGUUGUUGAUGCCUUUGACAUCGCACUUCUCCACAUCGCCGUCACCGCCGCCCUCGAUCCCCCCCAGACUUCUGGUAACGGGUCGCAACCCUCCUAGCACUGACUCUUCUGUCUCCAACUCUCAAGAAAUUGAGUCUACAUUACAAUCGCAAGAUGAUUCGUCAUCCUCUAUGCUCCCGCCCAACGAAAUUCGGCAAGUGGAACCACCGAAUAGAUCUCCGGUGGCUCCACGUCAUCGGAGGCUAUGGGAUAGCCGUGAACUAUCUUAUGCCUCCGUGGGUCCAAGGCAUCGUAGUCGUAGUCGUAGUCCUCACCGCUUUCAGCAGCAAAGCGCGGAUGAAAAGCUAGAGCAAGAAAAUGUCGCUCCGGAGACCACAAUUGCAUUCCGCCAAGCUCCGAGGACUCAAAGGUUCGGUAUAUUCCUUACCGGACGGUCCUCAAUGCUGGGGAACUACAAUCGUACCGAUCGGAACUCGAGCUUACCUGCUCAUUAG
Messenger RNA from Psilocybe cubensis, 864 nucleotides. RefSeq lists its product as uncharacterized. The record is from RefSeq and is a predicted model, not a curated record. NCBI's taxonomy places the organism in Eukaryota, Fungi, Basidiomycota, Agaricomycetes, Agaricales, Agrocybaceae. Bases 1 to 864 code for a protein of 287 amino acids. The transcript has 4 exons.